This is a messenger RNA of Cooperia oncophora, 687 nucleotides long. Lineage: Eukaryota; Metazoa; Nematoda; Chromadorea; Rhabditida; Trichostrongylidae. The record is from the annotation of a GenBank genome assembly.
AUGAUUAUUUUGGUGGCAGUGCUGAGCCUCGUUCUCAGCGUUGACACACAGUGCUAUUCGAGUCAAGGAUGUGGUGGAGGCGGUGGUGGUUAUCAGCCCUCCUACGGUCAUCACUAUUCUCAGCCCGUACCUCAACCGCUUCCUCCAGUCAUUGCCCAACCACAACCAAUCGAGUACUACUAUAGAUCCAACUCGUACGCUCAGUCUCCCUUGGAAACCCUGGCCAGUGUCGACAAGGAACCAUCAACGGCCACUGCUUCCACAAAGGAUUUCGAAGACUUCGAGAAAAAGCUUCCCGAGCUGAAACAUACUGUUGUUGAGGAAUCAACUCCGGCGCAAACAGAGGUUGCCGUCGCUACUCCAUCAAGAACGUACAUACGAGAGGACACAUACAUGGCUCAGCCUCAACCUCAACCUCAGCCUUAUCAACCUCACCCAUACCCACCGCACCCCCCACAACCUUAUCAACCUUAUCGUCCUGUCGCUUACAGACCACUUCAAGUUUUACCAGCAGCUGGAUGUGGAGGACCGCCGCCUCCCUACUAUCGUCCUGCACCAUAUAUGCCUAGAGGAUACGUGCAACCAUAUGGACCGGCUCCUACAUAUCCGAUGAUGCCUCCACCUCUACCCCCUCCGCCGCCGCCACCACAACCAUACCCAUAUCCUGGUGAGUUUUUUGUCUUAUAA